AUGGCGCGCCUCCCUCGCCACCUGCUUCAAUGCCUCCUCAGGUUGUGCGGGUUCCUCCUGCACCGGAUCGGCCACACCCUAUGCGCACUCGGCUGCGUGAUGGCAAAGCUGUUCCCAAGCUACGCACAGAUGCAUCCCAAGUGGAAAGCAGCCAUGGACGCUGAAUUCUCCGCACUACAGCGCAAUCAAACCUGGCGACUUGUUCCUCCACGCCGUGGUCUCAACAUCAUUGAUAGUCGAUGGGUCUACAAGGUUAAGCGCAUGCCCGAUGGAUCUGUUGAUCGCUUCAAAGCACGUCUCGUCGCAAAGGCUUCAAGCAGCGUCACGGCAUCGACUAUGCAGACACCUACAGCCCCGUGGUCAAGCCGACCACCAUCCGGGUCAUCUUGUCUCUUGCCGUGA
Molecule: messenger RNA, 402 nt
Organism: Lolium perenne
Lineage: Eukaryota; Viridiplantae; Streptophyta; Magnoliopsida; Poales; Poaceae
Source: RefSeq, a predicted model, not a curated record